UACUCGUCUCCUUCAUUUACAUAUUCAACUCCAAACUCUUCCAAAGGGGGACCUUCCUAUUGCUACUUAUCUUCAAAGUUCUAAACACAUAGUUGAUGAACUCACAAUAGUCGAAAAACGUGUUGAUAUUAAUGAGUUUAAUGCCAUCAUCUUUCUCAGUGACAUGGUUACUACAGUGACAUGGUUACUGCUAUCAACUAUGAGUGACAUGGUUACUGCUAUAUCUGCUAGGAUUCAUCUGGUCUCCCAUCCAGAGCUUCAUAACCUUCUUGUGAGUCAUGAGAUUCAGCUUCAAGAAAGAGAAGCCUACUCUACCAUUCUUGGCUAUUCCAACAUUGCAUAUUGA
Molecule: messenger RNA, 346 nt
Organism: Ilex paraguariensis (yerba mate)
Lineage: Eukaryota; Viridiplantae; Streptophyta; Magnoliopsida; Aquifoliales; Aquifoliaceae
Source: the annotation of a GenBank genome assembly